Carlito syrichta (Philippine tarsier) is the source of this 1259-nucleotide messenger RNA. RefSeq names its product aprataxin and PNK-like factor. Gene Ontology annotation, biological process: double-strand break repair. The record is from RefSeq and is a predicted model, not a curated record. The transcript has 6 exons. The coding region runs from base 1 to 963 and encodes 320 amino acids. Gene Ontology annotation, cellular component: site of double-strand break; nucleus. Lineage: Eukaryota; Metazoa; Chordata; Mammalia; Primates; Tarsiidae. Gene Ontology annotation, molecular function: 3'-5' exonuclease activity; DNA-(apurinic or apyrimidinic site) endonuclease activity.
AUGAGUUAUUUUCCAGAUGACAAAACCAGAGUUCAGAGAGGUAAUAAUAUAUUCCAGGGAAGUGGAAAAGAAGGAAUCUGCAGAGGUAAAACCCAAGUAAACAUAACACAGCAAGGAAGAAAGCGAUCAAUUUCAGUUGGAAGUUCAGAAAGUACAUCAGCAGAACCAGACACAGGAAAAAAGUGCAAAAAUACUGAUCAAGAAGACUCCACCAUUUCCUCCAAGGAAAUGCCACAAUCAUCUUCUACAGUCACAUUACCUAACACAAAGAUAAGUAAUAUAGAGAAUAAUAUACAGACCAAUAAGAUUCCAGUAGAAGAAUUUGGCCAGAUUUCUGGACCUAAAAUCAUCACGAAGGGGGCGCCAGAUAAAGAAGAGGAAGCGAUGAGCUGUUCUGAAGGUUGUUCUAGUGCCCAAGGCAAGUCAUUCCAGGAUGAGUCUCAAGGAUCUCAUCCUGAGUCUAGAUCUGAUCCUUCCAAUCCCGAAGUGUUGAAGGCAAAGGCGCUUGAUUCAGUUCUACAAGAUUCAGAAGAUGUAAGCAAGGUUAAGAGGACAUCCUGCGUGUAUGGGGCAAACUGCUACAGGAAGAAUCCUGUUCAUUUUCAACACUUCAGCCACCCCGGGGAUAGUGAUUAUCAAAGUAUACAAAUCAUGGGUCAAGAUGAAACAGAUGACCGGCCUGAAUGUCCCUAUGGUGCAUCCUGUUAUAGGAAGAAUCCCCAGCACAAGAUAGAAUAUAAACAUAGUACACAUCUAGUGAGAAGUGUUUUAGAUGAAGAUAAUGAUAAUGUUGGGCAACCCAAUGAAUAUGACCUGGAUGACAGCUUCCUAGAUGAUGAGGAAGACGAGUAUGAGCCAACAGAUGAAGAUUCUGACUGGGAGCCAGGAAAGGAAGACGAAGAGAAGGAAGAUGUAGAAGAGCUUUUGAAAGAAGCAAAAAAGUUUAUAAACAGAAAAAAGUAACCACUUUCUGCAAUAAUAUAUGGCUCACAUUUCCUUUUUUGUGGGAAAAAAUUCAAGAACUAAGGAGGUACUUGAGUGAUCACUUUCUUCCUUUUGAUAGUUAUGACUUUUACUAUUGCCUUUUUGCAGACAAGACAUAGAAGUGUCAGCCUUCAGUGUAGUAGAUGGAAUUUAUUUUGUUGCUUGCCUUUUCUUUCCUAUUUAAAGCAUCUAAAAGAUGAAGAAGUUAAUGAGUAAUAAUUGAUAUUUUUCUGUACUUUUUGUAUUGGUAAUAAAAACUAAGAGCCAUAGGUUGC